Messenger RNA from Pectinophora gossypiella (pink bollworm), 804 nucleotides. RefSeq lists its product as uncharacterized. NCBI's taxonomy places the organism in Eukaryota, Metazoa, Arthropoda, Insecta, Lepidoptera, Gelechiidae. The record is from RefSeq and is a predicted model, not a curated record. Bases 1 to 804 code for a protein of 267 amino acids. The transcript is spliced from 2 exons.
AUGAACCGUCUGAUCGGGGAGCUGAGCGGCACUGGUAUUGGAUGCCAUGUCGAUGGUGUCUGUGUCAACAAUAUCAGUUACGCUGAUGAUAUGGUGCUGUUGAGCCCAUCGAUUGGUGCGCUGCGACGUCUGGUGAAAAUAUGCGAGACCUACGCAGAGGCUCAUGGGCUCAGAUACAAUGCAUCCAAAAGCGAGUUCAUGGUGUUUAAUACAGGUGCUAAAAGCUACCUAAAUGUGCCUGAUAUAACGUUAUGUGACUCUCCAUUGAAAAAAGUGGAUAAGGUGAGGUAUCUGGGCCAUUGGGUCUCUGAUAAUUUGUCAGAUAAUGUAGACAUAGAAAGGGAGCGCAGGGCGCUGUCUGUUCGCUGUAACAUGUUGGUCCGCAGAUUUUCGCGUUGUAGUGAACAAGUAAAGGCGACGCUUUUCAAAGCGUUCUGCCAGUCGUUCUACACGUGCGGUCUGUGGGUCAGCUUUACGCAGCGAACUUAUGGAGCUCUGCGUGUUCAAUAUAAUAACGCAUUCAGGAUGCUGUUCGGACUGCCGCGUUAUUGCAGCGCCUCAUUAAUGUUUGCAGAGGCGCAAAUUAAUUGCUUCUACACCAUCAUGAGGAAACGUUGCGCCUCCUUGCUGCGCCGAGUGCGCGCCAGCUCGAACAGUAUCCUGAGUGUAUGGACCGAUCAAGUGAAAGACUCGUCGUCAUCCAAGCUUUACACAGUCGUAAGGGAAGCGCUGGACAGAAACCGGUGGAGGCAGAUCGUCCGCUCCAGAUGCAAUCCUCAUAUUGACCACGAUCCUCAGAUAUGA